AUGACGACCUCGCAGAGCCCGUCGAUCUUGCGCCAGCCUGCUCGCGAGUGGACCGUAGAUAAUCUCAACUUUUUGCAGGUGAAUGACCCGCAACCUUUCACACUUCUGAGUAAUAUCGCAGCAGGAACCGUCGAAGACAUUGCAAAACUAGAAUACCUCUCGAUUCCCACGGAACAUAUGCUCGACUUCUACUCAUACAUUUCUCAAUAUUUCAACCAUCCUUUCCGUCAAUUCUUCACCUAUCUUGAGCAUGUUCUCGAAAUUCCGGAUGAUCCCCGCAUACAGAUACGACUUUUGCGGUCUCUUGUAGACACGCUGUGGUGUCUCAAGAAUAGGCGGUUUCUACUGUUUCCCCAGAUAUUUGAACGGCUGAAGAUUGGAUGUCAACGAAUUAAAUGCGAUGGACUUUUCGAGCCACGCGAGCCAUAUGCGUCGAGAUUGAUUCCAGUGGUGGCAUUCUUAGCGUUGGAGGGCUCUGAAGACGACAGGAUUCAUGAGAUCCAACAACUUCUCGCCCAAGCAGUUCUUGCCUUUAAGUAUCGACCCAAGAUGGAUGAAUUUACGAGCUUUGUGAUGUGCUCAAUCGGAGCGGCGGUAUAUUUGGCUGGGGCCUGUGUCACUCGAGCCUAUUUCGAAUGUCUUCGAGACGAUCAACAACCGAGACAACGUUUACACGUUCAUCACUCCCCCAUCUACGAUCUGACGACUUUAGAUGGUAGAAAGGAUAUAUCACUACUUCUACUGAAGAUGCUGAACUAUGUGCACGACAGAGACCAUCCAUAG
This is a messenger RNA of Exophiala spinifera, 783 nucleotides long. RefSeq lists its product as uncharacterized. The coding region runs from base 1 to 783 and encodes 260 amino acids. The record is from RefSeq and is a predicted model, not a curated record. The transcript is spliced from 4 exons. NCBI's taxonomy places the organism in Eukaryota, Fungi, Ascomycota, Eurotiomycetes, Chaetothyriales, Herpotrichiellaceae.